GUAAGCUGUAACCAAUAUUCAUCAUAAGUUCAUAACGAGCACAUUAUUCUAACUGGAGUGUUUAAUUGACACAUAGAAUAAUAUACUAGCAACUAAUUUCUCCUUUUAUGGAUUAUAUAUUUUAAACUAAAUAUUCCGAUCAAUUCUACUGAAUUUUGAAAGCCGACUUUGAAAACAAAGCUGUGAAAUUACGUUUUAUUGAAAACUGUUAAACGAAGACGAAGACGAAGAUAUUGAAACCGUUGUUGAAAUACGAUUUUAUCAAAAUAUAUCCAUUGGAAUAAUGUCUGCAAUUGAACGUAAGAAUGUUUGGAAUUCACUCAGCAGGAUAAAUAUGCUAAAAAAAUUUAAAAGUUUACUUGAUUUAAACUAUUCCAAAGUGAGUAUCAUCAGAAUCGCGUCUGAAUGUGGAAUAACAGCCAAGGAAAUGAAAAUAAUUUGUCUAGUUUCGGCUGUACUUGGUUUGGUGCCAUUAAUUCUAUCGGCUGAUCCAGCUCAGAAAAUUGAUGACAUCCACUUUACUCUUUCGAAAAAUGAUUUCUGGAUUAUUGCAGUACUGGUAGCAAUUAUCCUUACCAUUACACUUGGGGUUGCCGCACAUUUGUAUAACACAAGAAAUGCGAAUAAGGAAACACGCAAGCUACACAAUUUACUAAUUAGUGUACUUGUGUGUGUUGCGUUCGCUGCGUUUAUAUAUCUGCUAAGUUGUAUGGUGCAAAACGAGUUACUUAAAUACGUAAUCAUGUCGGCAUUGACGUCUGUACUUUGUAGUGGGUUUAUGAUAGGUAUGCUUGCUAUCGUCUCAAGCAUGCGACCUAAUAAUGAAUUAACAAGACAUCAGCUUGAUCAAUACGUCCUCCGAUUGUUGGAGGAGCACCAACUUCACGAAUGUGGUACCAUAAGACAAUCUGGCCAACCACCAUCCAGAACUCCAUUGCUAUCCUCACCUCGCGUGUCAGGACGCGUUUCUACUACGAUUUCCCUUCAAAACAAUAAUUCAUUGACUGCUUCAAAUGUUAACGUACAUCUUACACCACCAACACCAGUGAGAGUUCAUCGUUCUUUACCACAAAUACCAUCGUCUACUGCCGCUGCACUUUCAUUGACACGUCCUCAUCCUUUAUUGAUACAAGAUGCAUCUUCAUCAAGACAUGCCGAAUCUCCCUUGCAACUUUCUGCAUCUUCAUCAAGUCCUGCACCGAAACUUACUGGAUCUUUAUCAAGAGGUGCUAAUUCUUCCUUGCAACUUUCUCCAUCGAGACGUGCUGAACCUGCACCAAGACUCACUGAUUCUUUAUCAAGGGGUGCUAAAUCUUCCUUGCAACUGACUGAAUCUUCAUGGAGUCGUCCUAAACCUCCACCGAGACUUACUGAACCUUUAUUAAGGGGUGCUAAUUUUUCCUUGCAAUUUCCUUCAUCGAUACAUGCUGAACCUUCACCGGGACUUACUGAUUUUUUAUCAAGGGCUGCUGAAUCUUCCUUGCAACAUACUGCAUCUUCAUCGAUACCUGCUGAAUCUUCACCGAGAUUUACUGAACCUUUAUCGAGAUAUGUUAAACCUUCUAAAAAUGUGUCGGAAAGUGCUAUAUCUUUACCAAGAAAUGCUGAAUCUUCAUGGAUACCUUCUGAAUCUGCUCCAAGACGUGUUCUACCUCCACUGAUAGGUUCUGAAACUGUAUAUAUAACGAGUCAUGCUGAAGAGGUAUCUGAAGAUCUUGCAGAUCCCAGUCCCACAGAAAUGUCUGAACAUGAUGAAAAAGGAUCAACAGAUGAACUACUUACAUUGGACAAAACCCAGUUGUAAAAUAGGUACAAUAGCUGCUACUUCCUUUGUACCAUCAUAGUUACGUGUUAUAUUCCUACAUAUACAGAGUGAAGGAUACGUCCUAAAGAACGGCCUAUGAACUGUACGUCUCGAUCAUAGAAUCCGAAUUCACUUAGCAGCUCGACAGCCCAAUUUGAAGUAAGUUAAUGAUCAAAAAAUAAUACAAAAUAAUACAACUUUAAACAUGGGAUUUUAGUGUUUCUUAAGAACCAAAGUGUAACUUUUGCUUCCACAUAACAGUUUAUCAAAGUGUUAUAUGUAAAGUGUGACUUUUGUUUUCUGCAAAUAUUUUACUUUUUAUUUCCUUGUCUAAAAUUGACAAUCAUAUUAAAGGUGAAUAUGGUUUCCUUGUAUAAAUACGUACAUUUUUUAAACCAGUGUCCAAAGAAAGUGUCUGACUGCCGAAAUUAUUACAUUACGGUGACACAAUUUAACACAGACAAAAUUAAGUGGAUCGAAUUUAUAUUAAUAAUGAACUUAUUUUCUUAUUCGUAUCUACUUAAAAUGAAUAACUUUAAUAUACUUUAAUUAAAUACGAAGAAUUAAUUGGUUCCACAUUUUAAUCGAGCAUGUUUCCUGUAUUUAUUCACUGCAAGGACAUUCGUUAUUAAUAAAUGACAACGUAUUUUUAUAUUAUGGCGAUCCAUGCAAGGUUAUAAAUUUUCGGUUUCUGAUUAUUUUAUAUGCAUUUUUAUUUAUAUACAUUAAGGGCAAUUAAGCCACUGUGAAUGUUUAGAUAAUAAGUUUAGUUGUAUGUAUUUUUGUGUGUUUUAUUUUAAGUAAUUAGAAUUAUUAUCUAAUUCACAUUUUAUUAUAUUCUCUAUUAUAGAGCUAAUGUAUGGAAACACAUAGUUACUUCAGAAUUAUAGUUGUUUGUCUUGUCUGA
Molecule: messenger RNA, 2711 nt
Organism: Dendroctonus ponderosae (mountain pine beetle)
Lineage: Eukaryota; Metazoa; Arthropoda; Insecta; Coleoptera; Curculionidae
Exons: 2
Coding region: 284-1804 (506 amino acids)
Source: RefSeq, a predicted model, not a curated record